UGGUGGCCCGGACGGAGGCGACCGCAUCAGCGCGCUCCCGGAGGACAUGCUCCUCCAGAUCCUCGGGCGGCUGGGCUGCUCCCGCGCCGCCGCGCGCACCAGCGUCCUCGCGCGCCGGUGGCGCGGCCUCUGGGCGCGCCUCCCCGCGCUCACCUUCCGCGACGUCCCGGCCGAGGCGGUCAAGAAGGCGCUCGCCCGCGUCCGUCCGCAUCCGGGCGUGUCCGUCCUCGACAUCCGUCUCGCGAGGAGCGCGCUGCGCGAGGCGGCCAAGCGCGACGACGCCCAGGCCAAGUCGCUGCUGCUCGCCGCCAGGCGGAUCUCGCCCAAGGACGUCGUCUUCUUCCUCCCCCGGUCUUACAUAGUGAAGCCGGGCCGGCGCGUCGAGAUCGCCGUGCCCCGCUUCCUCCGCACCACCUCCAUCGAGCUGGACGCCCAUUUGCUCCGCGUCAAGCUGCCGGACGCCGAGCUCCCCGCGCUGGAGAGGCUGUCUCUCUCUGGCAACAUCGUCGACCUUGCGGCCUUUCUCAACCGCUGCCCGCGGUUGCGCUUGCUGAGCGUCACCUACCGUGACCUCGAGCCAAGCUUGCUCGAAGCGGCCCUGGUGGCGCUCAAGGUUCCUUUGGGGCUUGGCCUUAUUGUGUUCCUCCUUGGCAUCGAGUUCGGCCAGAGUCAUGAGAACUAUGAUGUGGAAGACGCUCAAUUUGCAUCCAUUCUCCACGCGGCGUCGAGGCUCUCUCCGCGGGAGCUUGUCUUCAUUACCGACUUCGACAGAUGCCUUCGUGCCGACCUGCCAUGCUUCCCUAAUGCCACAUCGAUUACGAUGACGGUGCGGUCCGUCUAUUUCACACGGCAAAUGUCGAAUGACCAGUUCUCGGCACUUGAGAGGUUGUCUCUCAUGGGUUGCACCGUCCGUGACGUUUCCACCAUGGUCUACCAAUGCCCAUGCCUGCGUGUGCUUAAGAUGAAUGCAGAUACGUCUACACGUGAUAUUACAGUGCACUCUCUGUCGCUGCAAGAGUUGGAGCUUGUUGCCCACGAAACACAAUGUGAGGGCAUCAACAUCACGACUCCGAUACUUGAGCAACUGAAGCUUGAUCUUUGUGCAAGCUCGGACCUCAGCGUGUCUGUCUCGGCGCCAAUUUUGGAGAAGGUCUCAUGGAGGUUUGCAUAUUCAACGUUGGCUUAUAUCUUUGGGUUAUGGUUUCUUCAAAAACUGGAGGUGGACACGAUAGAGGAUUACAAAUACAAAGAUGGGGAGCUCAUCAAUGAAGGCGAAGAUGCAUGUUCACAGCCCCAUCGUGUUCAUGUCGUAUCUUUGCACAUAUUUGCUCAUGUAUGUCUCUUUUUUAACCUAUUUUUCACUUGUUUAGCUAUUUUCGAAGUAUAGGACAAUGCCCAUGCGUUGCAACG
Molecule: messenger RNA, 1410 nt
Organism: Aegilops tauschii subsp. strangulata
Lineage: Eukaryota; Viridiplantae; Streptophyta; Magnoliopsida; Poales; Poaceae
Molecular function (GO): protein binding
Source: RefSeq, a predicted model, not a curated record